UCAACGGAAAGAGCCGAAGAUGUCGGUUCGGUCAUGUGAUCAGCUGUGUCCAAUCACAGCUGAUCGCAUGGCACUGAUGAUCAGUGUAGCCCCAGCAGUGCCACCUGUCAGUGUCCAUCAGUGCCAGCUCUCAGUGCUCAUCCAUACCACCUGCCAGUGCCCAUCAGUGCCACAUAUCAGUGCCUACCAGUGCACAUCAAUGCCACAUAUCAGUGCCCAUCUGAGCUGCCUUUCAGUGUCACCCACUAGUGCCACCUAUCAAUGCCAAUCAGUGCCACCUAUCAGUGCUGCCAAUCAGUGUAGCCUAUUAGUGCCAGUCAGU
Molecule: messenger RNA, 322 nt
Organism: Staurois parvus
Lineage: Eukaryota; Metazoa; Chordata; Amphibia; Anura; Ranidae
Source: the annotation of a GenBank genome assembly